Paramisgurnus dabryanus is the source of this 1676-nucleotide messenger RNA. Lineage: Eukaryota; Metazoa; Chordata; Actinopteri; Cypriniformes; Cobitidae. The record is from RefSeq and is a predicted model, not a curated record.
CCAUUUUGGCCUGCUAAAAGGCAUCUUGCUAUUGUCAGUAUUAAUACUGAGACUGAUGAGCAGCACAGCGGGAACAAACAUGGAUAACAGAGGCAGGUGCAGAAAUGUAUCAGUCUGGCUGAUGGUUUUAGUUUUCCAGUGCUGCAUACAAUUCAGUGCUUCCUUGAUCUAUUGGACAGCUUACGUGGCAGUCAGGUACACAUGGAUGAAUAAAACUGUGGGUAGUAUGUGUGAAUGUGGUGUGUUUGGAGUGAACGCACCUGUGGAAUCAGCUUCUGGACUGGUAGUGCUUCCAAACUCAGAUCCUCUGGCAUGCUCGGACAAUACAUCAUUCACCACCAGCCAUGAGCAAUGGAUUGCCCUCAUCAAGAAAGGAAACUGUACUUAUUCACAGAAGAUUCAGAGUGCCAAGCAACAGGGAGCCUCUGCUGUGGUUAUUUACAACAUAGAUGGGACAGGCAAUAACACUAACCUAAUGGACCACUCAGAUGCUGAUGACAUAGUUUCCAUUAUGAUCGGCAACAUUUUGGGCACAGAAAUCACCAACUUGGUCAAGAAUGGCACAGAUGUCUAUAUGACAAUUAUAGUAGGCAAUGCACAUGGCCUGUGGUUGUGGGCAUAUGCACUGUUUUUUACCUUCGUGGGAAUAACAGCCAUCAGCUUGUUUUACUUCACUUUUCUGUUUAUCAAACGCAUGUAUAUAAAUCGGCAACUUCAUAUGCAACAGAAGGAGAUUAAAAUAGAGGCCAAAAAAGCAAUAGCAAAGUUACAAGUUCGGACUCUGCGGAGAGGUGACCCGGAGGUUGAAUCAGAAGACAUAAGCUGUGUAAUAUGUACUGACUUGUUCAAGCAUGAUGAACAGGUCACAGUUUUACCCUGCAGGCAUCUGUACCAUAAGAAAUGUAUAGAGCCAUGGUUCCUGGAGCACCCUACCUGCCCAAUGUGUAAAUAUAACAUCAUCAAAUCCAAGAUUGAUGACGACAGCAGUGAGACAAACUUUUGUCCACCAGUAAUGACACUCACAUCAGCUGGUCAACAUGACACAUCACAUUCAGACAUCCAGAGCAUGGACAGUAAGUCUGUUAACAGAACACAUUAUUUGUUAGUGUCUAUUGAAUGGGUAAAGCUUGGCUGUAAUUCUAGCUUUGUGUUUAAGAUGCGAAAUAGUAUGUAAAGGGGUUUGAAUUAGGCAUAUAUGAUUUAAAUUUUCUACUUCUAAUAUGAUUAUAUGGUUCUAGUAAACACUCCAGUUGUUGGAUUUUGAAACAAACUGGAGCUUGUUUGUAUAAACCACAGAACAUCCACACAUGAAUGCAUUAAUUAUGUCACCAUAACCAGGAUAUGUCAUAUAUUAGUGAUAUUUAAGGCUACAUUAGGCUGUUUUAUUAACAAUGGAAAAGUGUUUAUACCUUCACUCUAGAAGACAACACAAAUGUAUAAAUGCAUCUCUAUUCCCAUCCCUGUUUUAAACAUUCCUCAAGGGUUUAUCAUUUGCCACAAAACCAGACUUGACAGUUUUAAACCAUUAUAAAACUAUAAAUUGCUUUGUUUUUGACUUGGAUCGUUUAAUUUUGGUCACGUAUCUUAAUUUCGUUAAGAUUCGUGACAUGUGCUGUAUUUGUAAUUAUGGAAGUGAUCCCAGAGUCAACUACGAGACAUGUUUCCAUUUGCACAGA